Carya illinoinensis is the source of this 1041-nucleotide messenger RNA. Its product is annotated as cytochrome c oxidase subunit 6b-3-like. The record is from RefSeq and is a predicted model, not a curated record. Gene Ontology annotation, cellular component: mitochondrion; respiratory chain complex IV. The coding region runs from base 31 to 777 and encodes 248 amino acids. NCBI's taxonomy places the organism in Eukaryota, Viridiplantae, Streptophyta, Magnoliopsida, Fagales, Juglandaceae. The transcript has 5 exons.
GCGAAAUAAAGUCUAGCCCAAAAUGGAAACAUGGCCAAACGCAGUUGGCUGCCUAGGAACCCAAACGCACCCAACCACACGGACACACUCCCUUUUCCUUCUUCGCCAGUCUGUUUCAGCUCGGCCGCCUCUGACCUGACCACAGCACAGCUGUACGCGGUGGGACAUCGCUUUCUCUCCAUCAAAAUGGCGGAGGCCCAAAGCGACAAAAUUCCAUCCCUAUCUGACCAAUACUCAUUGGAGGACGAGAAGAAACCUGAUGCGGUUACUAAAUCUGUGGAAGUAAAAGACGUUGAGAAACCAGUACCUGCUGAAGCUGAAGAAGUUUCCUCCGAGAAAGCUGAGGAUUCACCUGCUACUGCAGAAGAAAGUACUGAAGUUACCUUGGUUGCCACUGAAGCAAGCAGUGAAGCAACCCCUGAUUCUGGAGAGAGCUCCGAAGCCAACUCUACUGCUGUUGAAGAUGGUGGUGAAGCUGCUACUGAAGCAAGUGGUGAAAAUUCUGAAGAGGAGAAAACUGGCGAUCAAGAUGCUGCUGAAGAGACAGCAGAGAUUACGCUUGAGACAGCCCCUGCAGAUUUUCGCUUCCCAACUACAAAUCAAACAAGGCAUUGCUUUACUCGAUACGUUGAGUAUCAUCGGUGCGUAGCUGCAAAAGGGGAAGGUGCCCCAGAGUGUGAUAAGUUUGCAAAAUAUUAUCGUUCUCUUUGCCCGGGUGAAUGGAUCGACAGAUGGAAUGAGCAAAGGGAGAACGGAACCUUUCCGGGUCCUCUGUAGCUGAUGUUUCUACUUUGAUACUGAAUUGAGAUGCGGUUUCUUUGAUGAGAUAUGGAACCUCAGGGAAUGUGCUUUUAGGACAAAUAAGUUAAUAAGAAAUUUUGGUUGUUCGUUGGGAUUUAGUUCCAGUUCAAAUACACAUAAACAAAGUUAUUGUUUUGCUAUCACUCAGGUGUUUUUCCAUCAUAUACUUAUACUUCAACACUGUUCUGUAACAGUUAAGAGGUUAAUGAAUGGAAAUGGAGAAUAAAAAUUUAGCAUUUA